UCAACCCCAAAAAUUACAAUAUUAAGAGAACGGAGGAAUAUGGAAGAGUAUCUUAAAUUGUUACGGUCCACCACCACCGAAGGUCUGAAGCACGUAGACCACUGUUGACUUGUGUAGUGGACGAUUAUUCAUAUAAUCUAGAACAUCUUUAUUAAUUCUAACAACUUGUCAACUUCCUUCACACACAAUUCCUUCAAUUCAAUCAUCUUCUUAAUCCGAAUCUACACAUUAAUUCCAAGUUUGUUCACAGCCGAUAUGGGUGAAAAUGCUGCAAAUGGAUUUGAAUCACCUCGGCCGCGGUCUAACCUCUUGAGGGAUCAAGUCCAGUUAGUGAAGAGAAAGGACUCCGAUCGCUAUGAGAUUGUCCCAAUUGACGCCCAUUUAAAAUUUGAGAAGGGAUUUUUUGUUGUGAUCCGUGCUUGUCAGUUGUUAGCCCAGAAUAAUGAAGGAAUAAUAUUAGUUGGAGUUGCUGGUCCUUCAGGUGCAGGGAAGACUGUGUUUACUGAAAAGAUGCUCAACUUUAUGCCUAGUAUUGCUGUUAUAUCAAUGGACAACUAUAAUGACUCCAGCCGAAUCAUUGAUGGGAAUUUUGAUGAUCCACGGUUGACAGAUUACGACACACUGCUUCAAAAUAUACAAGAUCUGAGAGCAGGUCAGCCUAUUGAGGUCCCAAUAUAUGAUUUCAAGUCUAGCUCUCGCACGGGCUACAGAACAGUUGAGGUACCCAGCUCUCGUAUAGUAAUCAUCGAGGGUAUUUAUGCAUUAAGUGAGAAGUUGAGGCCUUUCCUGGAUCUUCGUGUGUCUAUUACUGGCGGAGUACAUUUUGACUUAGUGAAACGUGUUUUACGGGACAUUCAGCGUGCUGGGCAGGAUCCUGAAGAAAUAAUUCAUCAGAUCUCUGAAACAGUGUAUCCUAUGUAUAAGGCGUUUAUUGAGCCUGAUCUUCGAACAGCUCAUAUAAAGAUUGUCAACAAAUUUAAUCCUUUUACUGGCUUUCAGAACCCCACAUAUAUUUUGAAGUCAACAAAGAUUGUGAAGGAUGAGCAAAUCAAAUCAGUGAUGUCAGAGGAACACAAGGAAACUAAGGAGGAAACGUAUGAUAUUUACCUUCUACCACCUGGUGAAGAUCCUGAAGCUUGCCAGUCAUACCUGAGAAUGAGGAACAGGGAUGGAAAAUACAAUCUUAUGUUUGAGGAAUGGGUUACGGACACUCCCUUCAUAAUAUCGCCAAGAAUCAGUUUUGAAGUCAGUGUCCGUCUUCUUGGUGGUUUGAUGGCUUUGGGUUACACUAUUGCAGCUAUCCUGAAAAGAAGAAGCCAUGUUUUCUCUGAUGAUAAGGUUAUUGUGAAAAUUGAUUGGCUAGAACAGCUAAACCGCAAGUACAUCCAGGUUCAAGGAAAAGAUCGUUCAUAUAUUAAGAUUGUAGCAGAGCAGCUGGGUUUGGAUGGUUCAUAUGUCUCACGUACUUACAUUGAACAAAUCCAGCUGGAGAAACUUGUAAAUGAUGUCAUGGCUUUGCCAGAUGAUUUGAAGACAAGGCUCAGCAUAGACGAUGAAGUAGCUUCCAGUCCUAAAGAGGCACUUUCUCGAGCUUCUGCAGACUGGAAGGUCAAAUAUCUGAACGAAUCUAAUAGUCCAUCCCAUCACAAGUCAAGGAAUGUUUCACGUUCAUUUUCAACACACCGAGAGAAGCAUUUGUCCAAAAUGACAAGGCUCAAUGUGGCUGAAAGAAGUUUUAAUGGACAUGUCCCCCAGUCACCCGCUGGCGUUGCAAACCAAGGAGCUGUGACUCAUCUCUCAGAGCAGAUAUCCACGCUGAAUGAGAGAAUGGAUGAGCUAAAAUCUAGUAUUGAAGCACUGAACUCAAAUUUUUCCCUUGGGAAGGUAUCUGCUAGUCAACAAAACUUGGCUCUACAGUCUGAAGCCUGUAAUGGUUCUACACCUCAACUUCUUAUGGCUGGUGGAUUAAGCAAUGGUCCAAUGACUGGUGGACCAUUACCUCAUUCCUCAUCUUCUUCCCAAUUGGCCAAGGAUUCUCAAGUUAUUGAAGAGGUGAUGCUUGUUUCAAGAGGGCAACGCCAAAUUAUGCAUCAGUUAGAUACACUGAGCAGCCUUCUUCACGAGUAUUUUGGAGAGAAAUCCCACCAUGACAGAACAGGCAGCGCAUUUGAUUCUGUAUCAAUUGCCAUCCCUGUUGUCGUGGCUGUAGCUCUUGGAAGUUUAGGAGUUCUUUUGUUUAAAAGCCUUCCCUCUCUAAAGUAGUUUCCUUUGUUCUCCUAUCGUGCAAUUUCAAAUUUAUUAGCUCAAAAAACGGCUGGAUAAAGCUACUGAUAUAUGAUGAAACUACUGUUUAGUUUCUGAGAGUUUGGUCUGUAAUUACACAAAUAUAACUUUUGUACAGGUAUAGAGGAUCCUGCUGUGAUGCCUGUAACGCCCACAGUUUAUGUAAAUAGAAUCAAUUACUUGCAAUAAUUAUAAACACAAAGCAUGAGGAUCAUGGUGGUUAUGUAACUUAUUAUGCGAAGUCAAUUGUAUAUUUUACACCCAGGA
Messenger RNA from Chenopodium quinoa (quinoa), 2550 nucleotides. RefSeq names its product uridine-cytidine kinase C-like. Bases 256 to 2262 code for a protein of 668 amino acids. The transcript has 12 exons. Gene Ontology annotation, molecular function: ATP binding; kinase activity. The record is from RefSeq and is a predicted model, not a curated record. Gene Ontology annotation, cellular component: cytoplasm. Lineage: Eukaryota; Viridiplantae; Streptophyta; Magnoliopsida; Caryophyllales; Amaranthaceae.